AGAAAGUCUUUUAGUUUCACCUAGAAGGAUGUUUUACAGUUUUGGCCUCAGUUAAACGGGCAUUACAUGUACCUGUCAAACCACGGUGCACCUAAAUUGUCUUCAAACGUUCUAUUACUUUGAAUAACGGUAAUCAUCAAGUCAUGCCCACAUUAGGAACGUUUCAGUUACUGGUUCACUUACUUUCAAUCGCCUAAACAAUGACUACUCAGGAUAGUCUUUCCUGUGAAGUUUUUCUUGUAGAAUUAGUCGAGGAUGUUCCUGAAGCUUACACCGAUGAAGUUCAGACUCGAGAACCAGUUACUGGAGGAAUUGUCCAUGGGAAAUUUAAGUCACAUCAUAGGAAACAUGCAGCAAAAGCAACAGAUCAGGAUCAAGAGAUGAGACGAUCCCAGAGUGUUCUAUCUAUUAAGGCUUCAGGUUUUCCCAUAAUCCAGAAUGGUUCUAACAACACACUGUGUCAUGUGCAGACUUGUAAAUGUCGUAACAAGAGUUGUCUCACUUCUUCUGAUGAAGAAAACGACUCAGUCAUAAAACCCCUGGACAUAGAAGAAGACAGUCAAGGCAUCCAAGUCGACUUAAUAUUGGUUCAACUCAGCUCUGUCCAUUCUCCAAUGCCAGUCAUUCCAAAGCGCGGAUGUAUGAAUAAUUCCCGUUAUAUCUCACUCAUGACAAAGCUACACGAUCUACAAGAUAACGGGACGUUUGAGGCACAUGAACGAAUAAUACAAGAAGAGUUGGCAAGAAGGUCGCCUGAAGAUGUUGACAUGAAAGCAAUUUUAGAGAUUGAGCGCGCAAAGGCCUUUUAUUUCCAGAAUAAUCUUAAAGGUACCAAAACAAUACUAAAAUCUGUACUUAAACGGGAACUGGAGAUGAAAAACCCGGGAAUUCUGACGGGACGAGCCUUGAAUCUUUUGACGGCGGUGUACAAGCGUCAGAGAAAAUUUGGAAAUGCUAUGCGAUGCGUGGAAAAGGCACAAAAAGCUCUUGAACUUCAGGAUUCUCACGACGAUAAAGGAGAACUGUGUUACACUCGUGGCGCACUGCUUGACUCUUUACCUGCACCGAACAGUGCUCGGGACACCCGAAAAACUGAAGCGUACAAGUCUUAUCAGCGGGCAUGUCAGUACUCUGUAAACAACAAUGGAUACAUCAACACCAAAAUGGCAGAUCUGCUCCUAAAGCCCUGCUUCGAGGUAGCGAACAACGACACCGACAUCUGCAAAGAGGACGUUAUGAAAGCAAAAAGGCACCUUGAUUUAACUGAAUCUAGAACGGCUGAUGGUAACAUGGGAUUAGGGACAAGAAUAAAGUAUCUUCUUUUGCGAUCUGAUCAGCACUACUUUGAACAAAACAUUGCUAUGGCUGUCGAGAAGGCUGAAGAAGCGAUGGGGCUCAUCCUCGCACAUAGGUUUGAGCUGGAACUUGAUUCUGCCGAGAAGCGCAUUAGGCGCUUGUCUGAUAUGCAAGGGCUAGAAAAAGGGGAAUGGCUCAGCAGUGAAUCGUGUUCAAGCAGUGAAGAUCAAACUGAUAGAGAAGGGGACAGCUCAUCUCUUGAGUAAUGAACACAAUGUCGAGAUCACUACUUAAAGAGUGCGGGAAUUUUGAUUAAAAUAUUGGCCAUUUUACGGUUAAUAUCUUGGUUUCUGUUACGGUCAACAGAAAUGUUAAAAAUUAAUUUUUAAUUGUUCUAAAACACAUUUACUCGCUUGUGUUUACCAUUAGAGCGAAGGAACAAGGGUAAUUCCAGAUCGAACUGCUGUUGAGUUGAUAUAGAAUAAUUUCCAGUUAUCCCACAAUGACCACAAUUCACAAGCCAAGACACAGAACAGUCUGAGUUUUGACACUUUCAAAAUAGUCCGGAAGCCAAGACCUCAAAAUGAGGGUUUUGUACAAUGAUCGGGUCAGAAAAGGUUUGAUAGCGGAUUUUUAUAGAAUAAGACCUGCUGAUUAAUAUCAUUUAGUUUGUAGAGUUGAAUUGUGGUAUAGGUUCUGUGUUAAGGGGGUGUUUUCAUGCGAAACCCCCUAAAUUCGCGGAAACGAGGCUCAGUCAUUUAACCACUAAUACUGCCUAAAUGUAACGUUUAUUAGUGCACGUUACAUCUUUAUAAUACGAAUCCCAAUCAGAGUAUGCAAAAUUAGGUCACGUGACCGAAAACGUGACAAGGAGAUACCAAAAAUGGCCUUUAACAACUGAAAUAGCAGAUUUAAGCGUCUCAACUGUCACACAUUUAAAGAUUAUCAAUUGAUAUUCUGCUAUUUGCUUACUUUACACAGUUCUAGCUAAAUUCUAGCUUGUUUAGCCUGAAACAACGAAAUAGUUACCAUUUUUGUUCCAUUUACUAGUCAACAUGAAAGCGAGGCUCAACAAGGUAACUAUUGUGUAUGGCUGUAUCAUAGGUUGUUAAGGAAGAAAAACUUCUGAUAUCGAUAAUUACCUUUUAAUGAUAUAAGGCACAGUCAUACUCAAACAAUACAAAGUAAUGUGACGUGACUGUACACGUGACAUCCGAGAGGCCGAAAAAAAGUCCAUUUAAUUGCUUUAUUUACAAAUAGCCUAUUAAAUCUCCCUCACUUGCGUGAACGUACUACUACUACUACUACUACUAAUAAUAAUAAUUUAUUGACUUCUAGGGCGCAAAUUCUAUGUAUAUAUAUUCAAACGCGGCGUAACAUAAUAAUUACAAUAAACGAAAGAUAAAAUAAAAAUAAUAAUAAUAAUGAUAUAACAAUUAAAUGCGAUUCAUGAUAAAUGAGAUAUAUAACAUAUAACUAAUUAUUACUUGAAAUGUUCUAUUUAAAACUUUAUCAAUACUUAAAUAACUAUAAAAACUUUAUCAAUUAUAAAAUACUUUCUUAAAAAGAAACGUCUCAAGUUUCGAUUAAAAACUAUUAAUAGAACUAGAUUCUCUUAUAUCCCUUGGUAAAUCAUUCCAUAGCUUAGGUGCCGCAAAUAUAAAUGCCCGGUCACCAAUUGUUGCCUUAGACUUAAAACUAGGAUAACUGAGUAAGGUCACUGGAAUUCCUUAAAUUAUAUCUUGACUCAGGCUUGCGUGUAAUUAAAGAACUUAGAUAAGACGAUGCUAAGCCCUUAAAAAUCUUGAAAACAAUCAAUACGAUCUUAAAUUCAAUUCUUAACUAAAUAGGUAACCAGUGUAACUCCAUCAAUAAAGGAGUAGUGUGACAAUAUUUACUUUCAUUGCAUUUUUACCUAGCACACGUGUUGAACACGUUGCAAUUUGUUGAUUUGAUGUUCCGGAGCACUCUACAAUAAACUAUUGCAAUAGUCAA
Pocillopora damicornis (cauliflower coral) is the source of this 3291-nucleotide messenger RNA. RefSeq lists its product as uncharacterized. Gene Ontology annotation, molecular function: protein binding. NCBI's taxonomy places the organism in Eukaryota, Metazoa, Cnidaria, Anthozoa, Scleractinia, Pocilloporidae. The record is from RefSeq and is a predicted model, not a curated record.